GAAUUCUGGUGUUGAUUUUUCAAAUUAAAUCGUGAAAACAAAAAAAAAAAUAUCAAAACAUCGGCACAAUGAAUCGAUACAAUUCAUUGUCGAUGAAUGUUUUAACUAUCAUCAUUAUCUUCAUCAUCGGUACAUUGGCCAUAUUGAUACAAUGUCAACCUGAUGUGAAUGAUUAUAAUAAAAAUCGACAUAGCCGUCAUCAACAACAUCAUCAUCAUAUUCAUCGUUUGAAUCGUAAUUAUAAUAAUAAUAAUAAUGAUAAAUCUGGCCAUGAUGUUGGUUUUGUCAUGAUGAAUGAUCGUCGUGAUGAUCAAAAUAAUAAUCAUGGUUAUGAUACAAAUUCUAAUAAUGGUGGUCAGAAUAAUGCCGUAACCGGUAGUAGUAAUAGUGGUGGUAAUAGUGGACAGAAAAAAUCUUCAUAUAAAGUACUUUAUCUUCCGGUUAUACCGGUAAAAACGGCUAAACAUCGUUCCACAAAUAAUAACAACAACAAUAAUAAUAAUAAUAAUGGUGGAACUAGUGGCAAUAAUCAUGUUAACAAUAACGAAAUGGGUAGCUAUGCACAGGCUUCAUCAUAUGGUCCUGGUUCAAAUGGACCAAAUGAUGGUGAUUAUCAAGAAUCACCACUGUCAACCAAUGGUAAUUAUGGCGGUUCUGGAUCUAGUUCUGUUGCUGAUUUUAAUGAAGAAUCACCUGUUAUACCGGUGAUUAUCAUACAGAAAAGUGAAGAUUCAGGUAGUAGUAGCAGCAGCAGUAAUAAUAAUAAUAAUGGCAAAUUACAAUCACCAAUGGCAUCAUCAAUGAUGAUGAUGAACAAUAAUAAUAAUAAUAAUAAUGGACCUGUUCAUAAACAAGCAUCGACAACCAUAAGUAAUUAUAAUUCAAUGGCAAUGGAUUCACCUCCAUCAUCAUUAUCAUCGAAUUCAAAUUUUAAUAACAAUAAUCAUCAUCAAAAUCAAAAUAAUAAUAAUAAUAAUAACCAUCAUAUGGGUCAUAGUUUUCAUGGUAAUAAUGGAAUAUUUCCACCACCAUUUGGUACAAAUUUCAAUACACCAAACAAUGGCUUUAGAGGAGAUACAUUCGGUAAUAUUGCAUCGAAAUCUAUUCGUGAUAUUCGUCAUCCACAUAAUAUGGAUAAUUUUAUGCAUAAUAAUAAUAAUAAUAACAAUGGUAUUCAACCAUUUAAUAUGAUGAAUAAUAAUAAUAUUGUUCCAUUUGGUCAUUAUAAUGGUAAUGCCAACCUAAUCAACAACAACAACAAUAAUAAUAUCAUGGAUAAUAGUAAAUUUAAUGGUUUUACGAAUCUGAUGCCUCCAUCUGGUGUUAACAACGUUGUCAACAAACAUCAUACUAAUCAUUUAUUGGAUACAUCACCAUUUGAACAUAAUCAUUUUGGUUCAGCAUCAAAUACAUUUAGUAGCAAUCAAGUGGCGCCCAUUAUACCACCAUUCAAUAAUAAUGGUCCAAAUAAUCACAAUAAUAAUAAUAAUAAUAAUAAUAUUAACAACAAUAUCAACAACAAUAAUAACAAUAAAAAUCAGCCCGGUAAUUUUCAUAAUUCUGGACCAGGAAAUUUUGUCGGCCAAGGCUUUAGUUCAAGUACAUCGUAUGGUGGUAAUCCAGCAGCUAUGAUGGGACCAUUUGCUCCAGCAGCUUUUCCUGGUGCUGCAUUCAUUCCACCACAGGUGAAUAAAUUCCUUACGAAUUUGAAUCAUGCUGCUGCAGCGGCUGCUACCAAUAGCCAUGGUGGUCCAUAUGCAUUUACAUUUGGUCCUGGUUUUGCCAAUGGUUUUGGAGGAGGAGCCAAUAUCAAUGGCGGUAGUGGUGGUGCUGUUGGUGGUGGUGGUGGUGGUGGUGCUGGAGGAGGAUUUCAGAAUGAAGGUGGAAAAUUUAACGGUGGUUUUGGCAGCUUUGGAUCAUCAUCAACUUCAUUCGGACCAAACGGUUUUGGUGCUGGUUUUGGUACGAAUAAUAAUGGAAAUAAUGCUGUUCCUACUAGCGGUAAAGUUGGUCCAUUAUCAUGGAAAGUUUGUUAGAUUUGCAUUUAAACAAAACAAAAAAAAUAAUGCAAAUGUAAUUAAACAAAACAUCCUAUUUUGAUGAUGGGAAAACUGAAAGUUUACCUAAACUUCUCAAUUGAAAAAACUGCCUCUCACUUUUUCAUUUUCUUGCUUUUUUUUAUUUGUUUGUUUGUUUGUUUGUUUGCUUGCUUGGCCUUUUUUUUCCCUGAAUUUUUCCUACUUAAUUAUUCUUCUCAUUAUAUAUUAUUAUUAAUAAUAAUCAUAAUUAGCCACACACACACACAUAAAAGUCAGACAAAUAUUUCAUUUUUCCAAAUGACCAAUUGAAAUGGCCAUGACAACUUACAAAAACAAAACUAAAAAUAAAAAAAAAUUUCGCUGUAAAUUUAAUACACACACACACACACAAACACGAAAACAACACAAGAAAAUGACAUGAUAAUCAUCAUAUUUUUCCACGAAUCAUCAUCAUCAUCAACAUUUGCAAUUUAUGCUGCACCCAUUUCAAUUCAGAAUUUUUUUUUUUUUUUUGCUUCUCAUCAUCAUCGUCAUCAUCAUCAAUUGAUUGCCAAUCACAUCAUAACACACUGACACA
Dermatophagoides farinae (American house dust mite) is the source of this 2616-nucleotide messenger RNA. RefSeq lists its product as uncharacterized. Lineage: Eukaryota; Metazoa; Arthropoda; Arachnida; Sarcoptiformes; Pyroglyphidae. The record is from RefSeq and is a predicted model, not a curated record.